Messenger RNA from Drosophila gunungcola (fruit fly), 1630 nucleotides. RefSeq lists its product as uncharacterized. The record is from RefSeq and is a predicted model, not a curated record. Lineage: Eukaryota; Metazoa; Arthropoda; Insecta; Diptera; Drosophilidae. The transcript is spliced from 5 exons. The coding region runs from base 59 to 1540 and encodes 493 amino acids.
CAUUGACAUUCAACACAAUCUGUCGUAGGAAACACAUCCAAAAAUCGAAACAGAGAAAAUGGCGAAAAGGCACCAUAAUAAACCUUCUGCACCUUUCAGUGCUGCUGGGGUCAGGGAAGUGGUACAAAAGAAGUACCCGUUGGCUGAGUAUAAGGAGAAGAUCAAUAGCCUGUUUCCGCUGCCACAGAGGCCAGCGGACAUGUGCCACGAUGCGUUCCUGAAAAAGCUCCUGGAGCCAUAUGUCCUGGAGACCAAAAAAGAAGUUCGCGCCGUGAGGAUGUCCGACUCUUCCACGGAAGGCAUUGAGGAGGAUCCGAACGAGGCCUUUCGCGCGAGGAUGUACAGGACGGACUAUACAGCGCGGGCCAGUGUAUGGAUGUCCAGGGGCACCACGGUCAGCGCCACCAAGUCGAUUCUCAGUCCCGAGCAACGCGACUCGGCCGCCUUGACCACGCAGAUGUUCAAGGUGCGGUUCGCCAACCUGAUAUCGGACUUCCGGAACGUGUGCAUCAUCUACCAGCUGCUGCAGCUGCAGGAGAUCCUUAAUGUAAUGCGGGAAUAUCCUCCGGCCGGCACCAAUCCCAAUGACACCAUAUUCGGCUGGUCCUACAAGCAGAAUCUAAAGCGAUUCGAACAGCAAACGAACACCGUCUAUGUGGACAUUCUGGAGAAGAACAAAUCGGAGGCCACGCUCGACGACCUCAAGUUCUAUGUGGAUCUUGGGGAGCUAAUCGGUCUGGUGCAGGCUCUUCUGGAAGACGUUAUCGGCGACAGAGAUCUCUGUGCUCCGCGUGGCUUUAUGGAACUUCUCAAAGAUACCCAGGUGGACAUCGACAAACUUAUUGCCGUGCCCUACGAGACAAUAAUGCGCGAACACGACACGUUAGUUGAGGAGGAUGCGAAAAAGAAUCGGGUUGGAAAAUUCCACAAUCCUAAAUUGGUUGCCAAACAGCACGCCCUCAACAAGGAGCGAUUCCAGAUCGACUAUAUGAGCCCCAUAGAAUCUCGCUAUAAAGUGAAUUGGACCCACGAUAAUGUGGAACAGGCACAAUAUAUUGACUUCCUUCGGUGCAAGGUCAUUUCCGAUGAGUUGGACAAAAUUGAAGAGCUCACCCGCAAGGAUUCGAAUGUGUGGAGAAGCUGCCACUUGGAGUAUGUGACCAUGAUCGAACAGUACAAAACUCGCAUUAAUUCGGUGCAGAAGGCGUACGACGACGAUAUGGAAACAGCCGAAAAUAUGCUACAGGCCACCAUUAACAAGGUGAACAAGUGCAAGGAGGACCUCAGGCUGUACAAAGAAAAGAUAGAAGUUUUCCACGUGAAAAUUCAAGAGGUUCGCGAUAAGUUAGCAAAGGAGGCAGAAAAGGAACGUGCCCGUUUGUCAGCGGCUCGAGCUUCGAAGAGAAUGUCCAGGAUAUUGGCGAAGCAGAAGGAAGAGAAAAAGGCCGCCGCAAAACAGGCCAAGUUGGAAAAAAGGCUGGCAAGGCGGAAUAAAAGUGUAGUUCAAGUCCCUGCCCCAGUACCAGACCCAACAGAUUAAAUAGCUUGUAGCUCAACAUGAAAAUUACAAUAAUGUUUAUAGAAGACAAAUUGGUUUUGUAACUUUUUGCCUACAAUAAAAUUUAUUAAU